AUGUAUAAUUUUUUGAACUUUGACCAUUAAUUUGUUUGUGACUCCUAUAAACUUAGAUAAAUUUUAUUACCCACUGCCAAGGCCUGCUGCAGCAACCACAUAAAACGUAGUGAACCAAAGGCAGGUGUCCCUACUUCUAGCAAUUUGCAUCGCCAUUUGUCGUUCUUGCAUCUGAUACUGAAGUUGUAUUUGCCGCUCCAUCUGAAAAACAGAAUAUUAUUUUAAAAAAUACAAUAACUAUAAACAGAGAUUAUCUUAGAAAUUUAUAUUCAUACAUUUAUCCUGUGCAUAAAUUCUUGAUUCUUCUUGAGGUUUUCUUCCAUUCCUGAGGUUAAAUAAUUUCCCAUCUUGAAGUUUUUAAAGAUCUUAAAUUGAUAUAAUAAUAACAAAACACGAUCGCGGCCCUGCCCAACACUGUAAAUUGUGUAAUGUUACGAUUGCUCGUCUGUCGCUGUCGUCUCUGAGCUGUUGUUGCCUUGUCACAACAAUUUUUCUGUACGUUUUGUUACUUCAUAGUAUUGAUAAGAUAAGAUUUACGUCACGCUUUAUUAAAAAGUUUAUACGUAUAGAUAUACUUUUGUUGUAUUGCAUUAUUAGGUGAUAUAAUAAAAAAGUUAAUAAAAUGAAUUGCAAUUUUAUUCUCGACUCACAAAAAUCACAAUCAAUACAUUUUUAUCUACGACCAACACUAUUUGUUAACAUGUCAUGUCAGAGUUGACAUUGGAUUCCCGUUCCCGCCAAAUUUGUCAACCGUAGAGCGUGAACGGGAUUAAGAAUUGAUACAACACAUUAAAAUUAAAAUUUGUUUCCUUAUUCUACUCUGAUUCUUAGUUCAUAUAAAACCACAAUGGGUAUUCUAGGUUUAUCUAAGUUAAUAGCUGAUAUUGCUCCCCAUGCAAUCAAAGAAAUGGAGAUCAAAAACUACUUUGGACGAAAAAUAGCAAUAGAUGCAUAUAUGAGCUUGUACCAAUUUCUCAUAGCUGUAAGGAGUGAAGGAUCUCAAUUAGUAUCAGUGGACGGAGAAACAACAUCACAUCUAAUGGGAACAUUCUACCGAACAAUCAGAUUGGUGGAGAAUGGUAUUAAACCCGUGUAUGUGUUUGAUGGGAAACCACCAGACAUGAAGUCCCACCAACUUAAUAAGAGAGCGGAGAGAAGAGAAGAAGCUGAGAAAGAGUUGCAGAAAGCUACUGAAGCUGGUGACCAGGAGUCUAUAGAAAAGUUCAACCGUCGUCUGGUGAAAGUGACGAAGGUGCAUAAUGAGGAAGCGCGACAGUUACUCAAGCUGAUGGGAAUCCCGGUCGUGGAGGCGCCUUGCGAGGCUGAAGCACAGUGCGCUGCUAUGGUAAAAGCCGGCAAAGUGUUCGCCUCAGCGACGGAAGAUAUGGACGCGCUGACAUUCGGUACCAAUGUAUUGCUGCGACACCUCACGUUCUCCGAAGCCCGCAAGAUGCCAGUACAGGAGUUCCAUCUAGAUGACGUGUUGAAAGGAUUGGAGCUAAACCAGAGAGAGUUUAUAGACCUUUGCAUCCUCCUCGGAUGUGACUACUGUGGCUCCAUAAAAGGCAUUGGACCGAAGCGUGCCAUAGAGUUGAUACGCCAACACCGUUCGCUGGAGGAAGUAUUAAAAAAUAUAGACACGAAUAAAUACCCGCCGCCGGAAAACUGGGACUUUGAGAGAGCUCGGGAGCUGUUCUUGGAACCUGAAAUCACUGAUCCUAAGGAUAUUGAGUUAAAAUGGACGGAUCCAGAUGAGGAAGGGUUGGUGAAGUUUCUUUGUGGUGAUAAGCAGUUCAACGAGGAACGAGUGAGGAAUGGUGCCAAGAAACUCAUGAAGGCAAGGACUGGUACCACUCAAGGACGCCUGGAUGGGUUCUUUACGAUAUCAACAACACCAAAUCCCAAACGUAAGGCUGAGGAAGAUAAAAAGAAUGCAGCGAAAAAGAAAAAGUCAGGCGGCGCCGGCGGCGGCAGGGGCCGAAAACCUAAGUAAUUUUAAAACGACUAUAUUUUUAAUAUAAUACGGGUCCUCUGUUGUUGUUAGA
Messenger RNA from Spodoptera exigua (beet armyworm), 2045 nucleotides. The record is from the annotation of a GenBank genome assembly. NCBI's taxonomy places the organism in Eukaryota, Metazoa, Arthropoda, Insecta, Lepidoptera, Noctuidae.